Molecule: messenger RNA, 674 nt
Organism: Helianthus annuus (common sunflower)
Lineage: Eukaryota; Viridiplantae; Streptophyta; Magnoliopsida; Asterales; Asteraceae
Product: 30S ribosomal protein S17, chloroplastic
Exons: 1
Coding region: 22-462 (146 amino acids)
Biological process (GO): translation
Cellular component (GO): ribosome
Molecular function (GO): structural constituent of ribosome
Source: RefSeq, a predicted model, not a curated record
UAUCCAGAACCCAACCCAACCAUGUCUCUCACCCUCAACCUCCCUCUCUCCCAAUUCAAAUCCCUCACUCUCUCCACCCCAUUCCUCCAUGGCACCACCACCAUCUCCACCACACCCACCACCACCACCGCCCCAACCCACCACCGCUCCACCCUCCUCCCCAUCCGGGCCAUGAGGUCUCUCCAGGGCCGCGUCAUCUGCUCCACAAAUGACAAAACUGUGAAUGUUGAAGUUGUACGUCUUGCACCUCAUCCAAAGUACAAACGUAGAGUCAGGAAGAAGAAGAAGUUUCAAGCUCAUGACCCGGAUAACCAGUUCCAAGUUGGGGAUAUUGUCCAGCUGGAAAAGUGUAAGCCGAUUAGCAAGAAGAAGACGUUUCUUGCAAUCCCGGUUCCGAAAAGGGCUGAGUCGAAGAAGGAGCUUGGAAUUGCGUUAGAGUCUGAGUCUUCUGAGCAAGUCUAGACUCUAGAGUGACAAGGUUUGAUGUUUUUGUUAUCAUUGUCGUGUUUACUGAAUUACUUUGGAAAUUGAGCUGGUUCAGUGUUGUUGAUGAAGAUUUGUUAUGUUUUGUUUUGUUUAAUCGUUGUGAUGUUUGAUCAAAUGAAACACAUUUCGAUUGAUUAAAUAUAAUAAUUGGGAAUCGUAGUAGAAUGCAGGCAAGGUGUUUGAUUAAA